Molecule: messenger RNA, 1947 nt
Organism: Leptidea sinapis
Lineage: Eukaryota; Metazoa; Arthropoda; Insecta; Lepidoptera; Pieridae
Product: NADH-cytochrome b5 reductase-like
Molecular function (GO): oxidoreductase activity
Source: RefSeq, a predicted model, not a curated record
CUUCAUCCCGCCCGCCUCCACUUGAUCAAUUAUUAAGAGACAAAAGAAGUUAUAAAUCAUUAUAUAAAUAUAUUAAGAAUACAUUUCUAACAAUAUAAAAUAAAGUGAAGUGAUAAGUGAACUGUGAAAUGAAAAGCAUACAUAGAUAAUAAAAAUAGACUUGACUUAAAGGUCUCAGUUACCAGGUCAUAAAAUCCCAAAAAAAAAAAAUGAUUAUAUCAAAAAUUGUAAAUUAUCAUACUAGCAUUAUCCAUAUAAAAUAGAAUUCUCUGUAUCUGUAAUAAUUAUUAUAUCAUAUCGGAAUACUUUACUUAUUAGUAAUUACUUUUUACAUCGAUUUGGACUAUGGAGGAACCUAUUGAACCGAGCAAAGAUGAUUGCUGCAACAAUGGUUGUAAUCCUUGUAUUUUUGAUGUUUAUGAUAUGCAAAUGAAACUGUUUAGAAAAUCUAAGGAGAAAGCAAAUAUUUUUUAUUUACUACACUAUCUAUGAUAUAAAUAUGCACCGUUUUUUGUAGUAGAAGCGAUAGACAUAUGUCGCUAUCAUAAAUUAAUUAAAUUUAAAAAAAGAACUGAAGGAAACACUGUUUCAUGGAAACCCGGCAGUCAUUUUUUUAUUCUUAUUAGAUUGGAUGAAGAUAAAUAUUCCAGAGCUUACACCCCUAUUAAAUUAACAACACAAUUAAAAGAGGAUUUUGACUUUUCAAUUAUUAUUAAAUCAUAUGAGGGUGGUCUAGUUUCAAAGUAUUUAUAUAAUCUUGAAAGAAAUGACACUACAUUAUGGAGAGGGCCAUUCAACUCAUAUGAUGUUGUUCCCAAUAAAUAUAAAAAUAUUGUUAUGGUCGGUCAAGGAAUUGGUGUAAUACCAUUAAUUUGGAUCAUAGACAUCAUACUAAGGGAUGAGGAUGAUAUGACCAAAGUUUCCUUACAUUAUUGUUGUCAAUCAAUUGACCAAGUGUUAUUCAGAGAUGAUCUUUAUUCAUUUAAAUCAUAUUGGAAUUUUAAUUACAACAAAAUCACUUCCAAGGUUCUAGCUAUGGCAUCCAAACAAUAAGGUACUGUUUGUAAAAAUCAAAGUGGCUUGCACACAAAACAUCUUACAAACAUUACUAAGAUUCUCGGGGUUUUUUGAUAUCGAAGAUGACUGCAAUGCAGAAUUAUUAUUUCAACAAUAUUUAUGUUAAUUUGGGGUAGUCGGGGAUAUUUUUUAAAAUCUAAGAUGGUCGAUGCGUAAAUUUAUGUUUCACAUAAAAAUAUAUACUACAUAGUUUCCGAAUUUCUCAGGUUAGUAAAGAACAAAUUUGGCAUUAUUUUUUAAAUCAUAGAUUUAUAUUUGUGUGAUUGUCAUGUGGGACAUUAUUGGACAAUCUCAUAGAGAUGUCUUCUGCUGAAGAACCUGUGGCAAUGAUAGAACUAUCCACAUCUUCAGCAGCGGCUCUAUUGGUCCCUCUCAGCUCUUAGCAAAUUUUCAUUACCAGUCCUAGGCUUGUACAAUACUGAUCCUAUGCAAGGACACUGAACGAGAUGUUGGAAUCAUGGGUUCUUACCAGCAUGAACGAAAUUUGUGUAUCACUCAACCUUUGGCAAUGAAAAUUUAUAUCAUAUUUAUAUAUAAUUCAUCCACACCCAGGCUGCCCGUGGUUUCGGUUUUGAAAAUAAGUUUUUACUCAUGGCUCUAAUAUUUUCACCACCAGGGUUUUAAAGCAUUAGGCUUGGAAGAAGGUAAGUGUGUACUAAGCGUUUUAUUGGCAGGUAAAACAUAUCUAUUUAACAGCUUGACCUGUCUUCCAAGCCUAAUCUAAAACAUGAGACAUGUUUGUGAUUGCCUGGUGGGUGAAUGCAAAUAUCAGUAAGUAUUCUACUUGAUAAGUUUUGUUAAAUUUUAUUAUGUACUUGCCUAAGGGUUUAUAAUUUUAUUACAUAAUGAAAUUAAAAAUUAUUUUAUUAA